Messenger RNA from Spodoptera frugiperda (fall armyworm), 9559 nucleotides. RefSeq lists its product as uncharacterized. The transcript is spliced from 50 exons. Gene Ontology annotation, cellular component: plasma membrane; catenin complex. Gene Ontology annotation, molecular function: calcium ion binding; cadherin binding. Bases 220 to 9432 code for a protein of 3070 amino acids. Gene Ontology annotation, biological process: homophilic cell-cell adhesion. The record is from RefSeq and is a predicted model, not a curated record. Lineage: Eukaryota; Metazoa; Arthropoda; Insecta; Lepidoptera; Noctuidae.
UGACGUUUUGAUAAAAAAUAUAGAAGCCGGAUAUCGGUGGUGGUGAAUUUGUUUUUUUUUUUUUUUUGUAGAAAUUAAAAUCUUGUGUCUGCGUAUGUGGUAGUGGCCUGUGCGAGUGUGGUCUAACUAUUAUGAUAUAGUAUAACUCUGUGAAUGAUAUUCUCUCUCAAGUAUCGUGUCAUCUAAGUGUUACCUACAUGUGUAUAGAAAGGUAGCAAAAUGGGGUUUCGCAGGUGGACUAUAAUAUUUUUACUUAUUUUUAUGGAAUAUUUCGGAACUAAACCAUAUGUUGAUGCACAAGCAUGUUCAAUAUCCCAAGCAGAAACAUUAACCACAAAUAUCAAAGAUGUACAUGAAGGCAUUGUUUUCGAUCUGACAACUACAGGCGUUACUAGUAUAAAACAGCCCAUUUUCGAUAACCUUCUUAACUGGGCUCCGUAUUUUACCGUAACCUUCGAACUCGAGAACUCUCGGUUUCUGGUGGAGACCAAUGAAAGGUUCCCACUAUAUGAGGAACACGAAGUCGAAUUAUCAAUAUAUUUCACUGUCAAUUUCAUGUGCAUUAAUGGCAAUGAACAAACUCAGCAAUUCAGGGUACAUUUGUUCGAUACGAACAAUCACGUUCCAAGGUUUAUACAAACGGAUCACUACACUUACGUCCUCGAUGCACCAACACCACCAGGGUAUCAAGUAACUGGCUGCUUGUCCGAACUAAUAGCCCGAGAUGUCGACCUUACAAACAAAGAAAUUAUAUUCGAAAUUGAAGAAAAUGAAUUUUUCGAAAUUACUUACAGUGCUGAAUUAUCAAAAGAUCGAACUAAAGAAUUCGUAGCUAUAGUUACUACUAAAACAUUCAUCAGACAUUUGCGGGAAGAUAUCACAUUAACCAUUUAUGCUACGGAUGUCCAUGGUACAGAGGGCCAAGAAACACAUACAACAAGCGGUAAAAUUACAAUCAAAGGCAAUCCAGAGUAUCUGCUUCCCGAUGAACCAGUAUUUUCUAAAACUAUAUACAAUGGAAUUUACACAACGGAUGGCAAAGUGGAGCUAGAAGAAUUUAUAUCUCUACAAAAUGGUUAUGAUAACCUCGUACAUUUUUCCGUUGGAGAAACUUACAAUACCAAUUUUAGGCUUGUAGAACUACCAGAUCAAGUUAAUCAGAUUAAGAUAGAAGUACUGGAACCACUCAAAGAAGAUAUUCUCUUACAAAGUAGUAUCGCCCUAGAAAUAAUAGCUGAAAGAGAAUCUACCAGCGGAGCUACAGCAACAGUCAUCUUACAGUUACCUCAAGUGGUUCCCGUGCAAUUCGAAAGUGCCCACUAUGAAGGUAAGAUUGAGGACAACAUCCUUCGUCUCCAGCCGUUGUUGCUCAGUCAGGGUUACGAAGAUUCCGUUGUAUCCGCCACCUUCGUAGAGAAUGAUUAUUCUGAAUUCUUCAGUGCCCGCGUUGACGGCAACACAGUCUCAGUGUCAAUGGAAGACUUAGAUCAGACUACCAUAGACCAGAACAGCUUCAUUUACCUUCAGAUAGUAGCCACUGCUAGAAGCAGCACCGCGACUGCCGUCAUCACCCUGGAAAUUAUAAAAGACGACAAUGUUACUCCAGUAUUCGACAAACCUAUAUACACCGGCACCUAUGAUCUGAACGGCGACUUGACUGUUCAGCCAAUACGAUUCACACAGGGUUACGAUGGAGUUGAGUCUGUAGAACUGCAAGGAGAUCACAAGGAGCACUUCAAAGCCACGCGCGACGGAAGUGUCGUGACAAUAGAGGUGUCCAAUAAUAUCCCGGUUGAAUUGUUUGACUUGGGCCGUAUUGUGCUAUCCAUGGAAGCCACGAAACCAAGGACUGUGGGAGCCAAAGCUACACUGAUCGUCACCUUGCCCACAGUGGUUCCCGUGCAGUUCCAAAGUGCCCACUAUGAAGGUAAGAUUGAGGACAACAUCCUUCGUCUCCAGCCGUUGUUGCUCAGUCAGGGUUACGAAGAUUCCGUUGUAUCCGCCACCUUCGUAGAGAAUGAUUAUUCUGAAUUCUUCAGUGCCCGCGUUGAUGGCAACACAGUCUCAGUGUCAAUGGAAGACUUAGAUCAGACUACCAUAGACCAGAACAGCUUCAUUUACCUUCAGAUAGUAGCCACUGCUAGAAGCAGCACCGCGACUGCCGUCAUCACCCUGGAGAUUAUAAAAGACGACAAUGUUACUCCAGUAUUCGACAAACCUAUAUACACCGGCACCUAUGAUCUGAACAGCGGCUUGACUGUUCAGCCAAUACGAUUCACACAGGGUUACGAUGGAGUUGAGUCUGUAGAACUGCAAGGAGAUCACAAGGAGCACUUCAAAGCCACGCGCGAGGGAAGUUUCGUGACAAUAGAGGUGUCCAAUAAUAUCCCGGUUGAAUUGUUUGACUUGGGCCGUAUUGUGCUAUCCAUGGGAGCCACGAAACCAAGGACUGUGGGAGCCAAAGCUACACUGAUCGUCACCUUGCCCACAGUGGUUCCCGUGCAGUUCCAAAGUGCCCACUAUGAAGGUAAGAUUGAGGACAACAUCCUCCGUCUCCAGCCGUUGUUGCUCAGUCAGGGUUACGAAGAUUCCGUUGUAUCCGCCACCUUCGUAGAGAAUGAUUAUUCUGAAUUCUUCAGUGCCCGCGUUGAUGGCAACACAGUCACAGUGUCAAUGGAAGACUUAGAUCAGACUACCAUAGACCAGAACAGCUUCAUUUACCUUCAGAUAGUAGCCACUGCUAGAAGCAGCACCGCGACUGCCGUCAUCACCCUGGAGAUUAUAAAAGACGACAAUGUUACUCCAGUAUUCGACAAACCUAUAUACACCGGCACCUAUGAUCUGAACGGCGGCUUGACUGUUCAGCCAAUACGAUUCACACAGGGUUACGAUGGAGUUGAGUCUGUAGAACUGCAAGGAGAUCACAAGGAGCACUUCAAAGCCGCGCGCGAGGGAAGUGUCGUGACAAUAGAGGUGUCCAAUAAUAUCCCGGUUGAAUUGUUUGACUUGGGCCGUAUUGUGCUAUCCAUGGAAGCCACGAAACCAAGGACUGUGGGAGCCAAAGCUACACUGAUCGUCACUUUGCCCACAGUGGUUCCCAUACAGUUCCAAAGUGCCCACUAUGAAGGUAAGAUUGAGGACAACAUCCUCCGUCUCCAGCCGUUGUUGCUCAGUCAGGGUUACGAAGAUUCCGUUGUAUCCGCCACCUUCGUAGAGAAUGAUUAUUCUGAAUUCUUCAGUGCCCGCGUUGAUGGCAACACAGUCACAGUGUCAAUGGAAGACUUAGAUCAGACUACCAUAGACCAGAACAGCUUCAUUUACCUUCAGAUAGUAGCCACUGCUAGAAGCAGCACCGCGACUGCCGUCAUCACCCUGGAGAUUAUAAAAGACGACAAUGUUACUCCAGUAUUCGACAAACCUAUAUACACCGGUUCUUAUGAUCCUGACAGGAAAUUAAUAAUUGAGCAAGUUUCGUUUAGUCAGGGCUACGAGGGAGUUGACUCAAUAGUCUUUCAUGGAGAUCACAAGGAGCACUUCAAAGCCGCGCGCGACGGAAGUGUCGUGACAAUAGAGGUGUCCAAUAAUAUCCCGGUUGAAUUGUUUGACUUGGGCCGUAUUGUGCUAUCCAUGGAAGCCACGAAACCAAGGACUGUGGGAGCCAAAGCUACACUGAUCGUCACCUUGCCCACAGUGGUUCCCAUACAGUUCCAAAGUGCCCACUAUGAAGGUAAGAUUGAGGACAACAUCCUCCGUCUCCAGCCGUUGUUGCUCAGUCAGGGUUACGAAGAUUCCGUUGUAUCCGCCACCUUCGUAGAGAAUGAUUAUUCUGAAUUCUUCAGUGCCCGCGUUGAUGGCAACACAGUCACAGUGUCAAUGGAAGACUUAGAUCAGACUACCAUAGACCAGAACAGCUUCAUUUACCUUCAGAUAGUAGCCACUGCUAGAAGCAGCACCGCGACUGCCGUCAUCACCCUGGAGAUUAUAAAAGACGACAAUGUUACUCCAGUAUUCGACAAACCUAUAUACACCGGUUCUUAUGAUCCUGACAGGAAAUUAAUAAUUGAGCAAGUUUCGUUUAGUCAGGGCUACGAGGGAGUUGACUCAAUAGUCUUUCAUGGAGAACACGCGAGAUACUUCACAGCGACGCGAAAUGGAGCUGACGUUGCAAUAGAGCUUUUGGAAUCUAUACCACCUGAGUUAUUUAACUUGGGGCACAUAGUAUUGUCUUUGCAAGCCACAAAGCCAAGGACUGUGGGUGCUAAUACAGCAGUGAUCAUCACUCUGCCUGCAGGUGACCCACCGGUAGAUAGUAAUGUAUCAUUCGAUAAUCUCAUCUACGAGGGCACGCUUCAGGAUAAUGUCGUCCAACACGAGAAUAUCAGAAUAUUUGAAUUCGACGGAACAACUGUUGACUUACGUGGAGAUUACUCAUACGCGUUCGAGGCGACAGUGACGAACGGCUUGGUGUCGGUGACAAGGAUUCAAUCAGAGACCCUGCCCGCUGCCGUGCCACGCGUAACCCUUGAGCUUCACGCGCGAAGUGCAAGAGCUGUGCUGCUUCUUAAUGUCUUGGGAUCCGGUGACCCACCGGUAGAUAGUAAUGUAUCAUUCGAUAAUCUCAUCUACGAGGGCACGCUUCAGGAUAAUGUCGUCCAACACGAGAAUAUCAGAAUAUUUGAAUUCGACGGAACAACUGUUGACUUACGUGGAGAACACGCACACGCGUUCAGGGCGACAGUGACGGACGGUUCGGUGUCGGUGAGCAGGUUGGAAUCAGAGACCCUGUCCGAUACCGUGACACGCGUAACCCUUGAGCUUCACGCGCGAAGUGCAAGAGCUGUGCUGCUUCUUAAUGUCUUGGGAUCCGGUGACCCACCGGUAGAUAGUAAUGUAUCAUUCGAUAAUCUCAUCUACGAGGGCACGCUUCAGGAUAAUGUCGUCCAACACGAGAAUAUCAGAAUAUUUGAAUUCGACGGAACAACUGUUGACUUACGUGGAGAACACGCACACGCGUUCAGGGCGACAGUGACGGACGGUUCGGUGUCGGUGAGCAGGUUGGAAUCAGAGACCCUGUCCGAUACCGUGACACGCGUAACCCUUGAGCUUCACGCGCGAAGUGCAAGAGCUGUGCUGCUUCUUAAUGUCUUGGGAUCCGGUGACCCACCGGUAGAUAGUAAUGUAUCAUUCGAUAAUCUCAUCUACGAGGGCACGCUUCAGGAUAAUGUCGUCCAACACGAGAAUAUCAGAAUAUUUGAAUUCGACGGAACAACUGUUGACUUACGUGGAGAACACGCACACGCGUUCAGGGCGACAGUGACGGACGGUUCGGUGUCGGUGAGCAGGUUGGAAUCAGAGACCCUGUCCGAUACCGUGACACGCGUAACCCUUGAGCUUCACGCGCGAAGUGCAAGAGCUGUGCUGCUUCUUAAUGUCUUGGGAUCCGGUGACCCACCGGUAGAUAGUAAUGUAUCAUUCGAUAAUCUCAUCUACGAGGGCACGCUUCAGGAUAAUGUCGUCCAACACGAGAAUAUCAGAAUAUUUGAAUUCGACGGAACAACUGUUGACUUACGUGGAGAACACGCACACGCGUUCAGGGCGACAGUGACGGACGGUUCGGUGUCGGUGAGCAGGUUGGAAUCAGAGACCCUGUCCGAUACCGUGACACGCGUAACCCUUGAGCUUCACGCGCGAAGUGCAAGAGCUGUGCUGCUUCUUAAUGUCUUGGGAUCCGGUGACCCACCGGUAGAUAGUAAUGUAUCAUUCGAUAAUCUCAUCUACGAGGGCACGCUUCAGGAUAAUGUCGUCCAACACGAGAAUAUCAGAAUAUUUGAAUUCGACGGAACAACUGUUGACUUACGUGGAGAACACGCACACGCGUUCAGGGCGACAGUGACGGACGGUUCGGUGUCGGUGAGCAGGUUGGAAUCAGAGACCCUGUCCGAUACCGUGACACGCGUAACCCUUGAGCUUCACGCGCGAAGUGCAAGAGCUGUGCUGCUUCUUAAUGUCUUGGGAUCCGGUGACCCACCGGUAGAUAGUAAUGUAUCAUUCGAUAAUCUCAUCUACGAGGGCACGCUUCAGGAUAAUGUCGUCCAACACGAGAAUAUCAGAAUAUUUGAAUUCGACGGAACAACUGUUGACUUACGUGGAGAACACGCACACGCGUUCAGGGCGACAGUGACGGACGGUUCGGUGUCGGUGAGCAGGUUGGAAUCAGAGACCCUGUCCGAUACCGUGACACGCGUAACCCUUGAGCUUCACGCGCGAAGUGCAAGAGCUGUGCUGCUUCUUAAUGUCUUGGGAUCCGGUGACCCACCGGUAGAUAGUAAUGUAUCAUUCGAUAAUCUCAUCUACGAGGGCACGCUUCAGGAUAAUGUCGUCCAACACGAGAAUAUCAGAAUAUUUGAAUUCGACGGAACAACUGUUGACUUACGUGGAGAUUACUCAUACGCGUUCGAGGCGACAGUGACGAACGGCUUGGUGUCGGUGACAAGGAUUCAAUCAGAGACCCUCCCCGGUGCCGCGGCCGUGCCACGCGUAACCCUUGAGCUUCACGCGCGAAGUGCAAGAGCUGUGCUGCUUCUUAAUGUCUUGGGACCCGGUGACCCACCGGUAGAUAAUGACGUAUCAUUCGAUAAUCUCAUCUACGAGGGCACGCUUCAGGAUAAUGUCGUCCAACACGAUAUUAUCAGAAUAUUUGAAUUCGACGGAACAACUGUUGACUUACGUGGAGAUUACUCAUACGCGUUCGAGGCGACAGUGACGAACGGCUUGGUGUCGGUGACAAGGAUUCAAUCAGAGACCCUCCCCGGUGCCGCGGCCGUGCCACGCGUAACCCUUGAGCUUCACGCGCGAAGUGCAAGAGCUGUGCUGCUUCUUAAUGUCUUGGGACCCGGUGACCCACCGGUAGAUAAUGACGUAUCAUUCGAUAAUCUCAUCUACGAGGGCACGCUUCAGGAUAAUGUCGUCCAACACGAUAUUAUCAGAAUAUUUGAAUUCGACGGAACAACUGUUGACUUACGUGGAGAUUACUCAUACGCGUUCGAGGCGACAGUGACGAACGGCUUGGUGUCGGUGACAAGGAUUCAAUCAGAGACCCUCCCCGGUGCCGCGGCCGUGCCACGCGUAACCCUUGAGCUUCACGCGCGAAGUGCAAGAGCUGUGCUGCUUCUUAAUGUCUUGGGAUCCGGUGACCCACCGGUAGAUAGUAAUGUAUCAUUCGAUAAUCUCAUCUACGAGGGCACGCUUCAGGAUAAUGUCGUCCAACACGAGAAUAUCAGAAUAUUUGAAUUCGACGGAACAACUGUUGACUUACGUGGAGAACACGCACACGCGUUCAGGGCGACAGUGACGGACGGUUCGGUGUCGGUGAGCAGGUUGGAAUCAGAGACCCUGUCCGAUACCGUGACACGCGUAACCCUUGAGCUUCACGCGCGAAGUGCAAGAGCUGUGCUGCUUCUUAAUGUCUUGGGAUCCGGUGUUCCUGAACCCUUAGUGGAGUUUUCUUCGGAGUCCUACGCACUAUCAGUGUUCACAACACAGACUGGCAUCGUGGGUCGAGUAUCAGCUACAGCUAACAACAAUGAAGCAAUCACGUACUCUUUUGACACGGACAACGCUCAUCUACUAUCGCGUCUUUCUAUAAACAAUGAGGGCGAACUGCACUUGUCUGCUCCGGUUGAUAGUGGUGUUUACACUUUCCAAGUUAUUGCUGUUACUGUUAUUUCACAAGCAAGGGCCACGGCUCCGGUACAUCUUACAUCGCAUGAAGCGACGGUGUGUGACGAUCGUGGUAUUGUGGUACCACCGUUGAUCGUAAUAGACCGUGACGAGGAAGAAGAACACAGGAAUCUAGUGGUACUUGAUCCUACGCAACAUGCUGGCUGCCGAUACACCAUGACAAAUCGAUGGCCCACACAGCAAUCAUGGCUAUACGUCGACGAAACUGGAUUACACACAAAUGCAAUAGACAGAGAACACGAAUCUAUAGCCUUCAUGACCGUUUCACAAGUUCAAGUAGAGCUCAUAUUAGAAUGCGACGACGACCCUGUACGAACAAAACGCUCGAAACGGUCAUACGAUUGGCUUGACCCCUACGAAUACGGUAGCAAUAAAUGGGUCCUUACAGACUCGAUCCCCUACAACUCCAGACGUACCUUAGUGAAUCUGAUAGUGAACGACAUCAAUGAUAACGCUCCUAUAUUCAUCGGUAAAGAAAACGAACCAAUUGUUGUCGGAUAUCCAAAUAGUGAGCUCGAAGAAAGAAUAUUACCCCGCUCUUUAGUGGAGUUACAGGCGACGGAUGCAGAUAUAGGAAUAAAUGCAGCAUUAAGGUACUCCAGUUCAGAGAGUGUGCUAGCUGUCGCACCAAGUACAGGCUUCGUCCACGUGCGAAGUGGUGCCAGUCUCCAGCAAGACCAGAUCCUCACUGUAACAGCCACUGAUCAGAAUGGAGAAGGACUGUCUGGAACUAUCCAACUAGCUGUAAAACUAUUGGAUGUAAGCCAUAUAGCCGUAGUGACUGUCAGAGAUGUCUUCCUAGACGAUGAAAAAACAGUCUUAAGUCAGUUAAGUGAUGCCGUCGGAUAUGAAGUCAAGGCUUUGAGGUCAGUUGUCGUAUCUGAUGACAUAAAUGAAGGUGUCACUAGGCACAAACGGGAAACUAACGCCAGAACUUCACUACAACUUUAUGUAUAUGGACUAGUUGAACAAGAACCUGUUGUAGUAACUAAACUGACAAGCGAUCUAAAUAGCCAAGCUGUCAUCCAGAAUGUAGCAACCAUCCCACUGGAAGCUCAUUUAGAUAUUGGAUACACAGAGAUACAAUCUGCAGUUGGUUUGUUGGUAGCUACAAUAAUCCUGAGCGUUCUUCUGUUUGCGGCUCUCUGUGUGAUAGGCGUUUGGUUCUUCCUUAGAUGGAGAAAGAACCGAGAUUACGAUGAAUUCCGCGAUGACAGCAGUGUUGCAUCAAGAAAUGCAUCGCUUGGAGAAGAACCCAAACCAGAAGAAGUCAAACCACGAAUGAAUCUUGAGGAUCUAAAGAAAAGCGAAAAAAGAUUACAAGAACUAUUAGCAGCCCCUAUGGAAGAGGUUACAGUAGAACCAAUGCCAAGAAGGCUAGAGUCUCCUGUGGAAGCUAGAUUAGAAUUACCAGUGCCUCAGCAAAGUGUACCGGUGCCUGAUCAUAGUGCACCAAUAGCAAUUCAAUUAAUUGAUAAAUUAAAAGAUGCUGACGAUGAAAGUGAUACCGAUGAAUUUGGAGAAAGCAGUAAAGCACGUAGAAAAUCCGUAGUGACAUUCAAUGAAAAUGUUGAAAAGAUAAUUCAUGUACAAGACGAUGGUGAUGAAAGUGAAGUGGGUGGCAUUAUUACUAUUGAUAACGAUGGUACCAGUAGUACUAGUACUGAUGAUGUUGCAGUUUACAGAUUAUAAUAAAAAUAUGAGUAUUCAAAGAAAAAUGUUAAAAAUCUACUCUAUUAAUAUGACUAAUCUCUAGGUAGGUAAAUACUUCAUCCAAGUGAUACUCGACUUUUUAUAAAUAAAUGUUAUUAUUUUAUUA